Molecule: messenger RNA, 462 nt
Organism: Erigeron canadensis
Lineage: Eukaryota; Viridiplantae; Streptophyta; Magnoliopsida; Asterales; Asteraceae
Product: transcription factor ILI6-like
Exons: 2
Coding region: 35-367 (110 amino acids)
Molecular function (GO): protein dimerization activity
Source: RefSeq, a predicted model, not a curated record
UCUAACAUAAUUUGUCUCCAACCUACACAUUAGCAUGCCCUUUUUAAAGCAACUCUAUAUUCAGUUCAUGAGAAAAACUGUACUUCAAGGUAUGUCUAGUCCUAGAAAGCGAUCUAUGAAAGAUCCAACUAAUCCUCACGCCGAGCUCAAUGACCUUGUCAUAAAGUUACAAGAAUUUCUCCCAGCUUCAAGUUCCACAGGCGAUAGCAGGGAAAAGAUAGCAGCUAUUAUCAAGGAGACAUGCAAAUACAUAAGGAGGCUGCAAAAAGAGGUGAAGAAUAUAGGAGAAAGACUAUCCUUACUAUUGGAUUCUAUGGAAAACAAUGGUCUUGAUGUAGACAUCCUCAGAAAUCUUCUACAACAAUAAAUUGCUAAGAGUCUUUAAAUUAAUCUCUUUAUUAAGUCUUGGUGUCAAAAGCCAAAACAGACAUAUAUUUAUAUUAAUAAUCAAAUUGUCUAUUA